ACCUGUCGCGUCGCGUAGUUCCGCUGCCGUUAAGUGCAAUAUAGCAAGCGACGCGACACUUCACUUUUUUCAAGUUUUGGUUUAAACGAGAAGUCGUGUUUGAAAUGGCUUUCGACGAAGAGAAAUUAAUUAUGUUAGUCAGUCAGUAUCCUGAGAUAUAUGAUCAUCAAAAUGAACAUUAUAUGAAUUCUCUUAGGAAAAACAACAUUUGGAGGGAAAUUGGCGAGGAAAUGGGAGUAUCAAAUAUUGUGUGCAAAGAAAAAUGGAAAUCUUUGAGAGACAGUUAUCAUCGAAAUAUUAAAAAUCGAAAAUCGAAGAGUGGAGCUGGUGCCACAAAAAAUAAAAAAUGGAAGUUCGAUCGUCAAAUGGAGUUUUUAAUACCAUAUUUGCAUGAGAGGACAACAAAAGAUAACUUUGAAAAUGCUGACACAAGCGACAAUUCUCUCCCAGAGCUAAUGGCGAACUCUCCUGAGCCUACUUCAUCGGCGUCAUCAACGAUGCACAAAUGUGUUACUGCGAGGAAGAAGAACCAAACACAGCCGACACAACAGCUUUCGGUAGCCAGUGCUCUACAGAAUUAUUUAGCUUCACGGCCAACACCAACAGCAUUGGAAUCUGGAGAUCCAAUUCAUUCAUUUUUAAAGCUAUGGCAGAUACCGUCAAAACCUUGCCUCCAGACCUACAGUUCAAGGCAAAAAAAAAGUUUAUGAGAUUGUAUCAGAUUUAGAAUAUGAACACCUAACAAGAAACUCGACAUCAUUCAUGGACCAAACAGAAACAGUAGCAAGAAAAUAUCCAUCUGAUGAUUUCAGUAAAGAACUUGUAGAACCUCCGUCUAGUUUAGUUUCAGGGUUAAAUAAAAUAACUUCAUCUGAGGCUAAAACACUACAGAAUUCUCCAACUCCAUCCUUAUCGAAGCCAAAGCAACUAUUUUCUGUAUUAAAACCAAAAACACAAGAUUUUCAUGUUCAGCCUGCUGAUAAUUUAAGUCAGGAAACUUUUGUUAGUGUUGCCAACAACGAAUCCCAAAUUGUUUUGGACAAUUCACAAAACAGAUUCAUAUUAACACCUGAUGGCUAUCUGAUUUCGGAAAACGUUAUCAGCGAGUAUGAGGAACAAUAAUUAAUGAAUAAUUAUGAUUAUUAUGAGAUUUGCUGUAAAUUUUGUAGUGAGGGUGUUUCGGAAAAAUUUCAGCCCCUUCAGCUGGGUUACGGCUCAAGAGGGGGCUGCGAGGCUGCCGUGCACGCGUUAUCGACCUAUUUAAAUUGUGGCAAAGGAGAGGUCAUAAUGAAGGUUGACAUAAAGAAUGCCUUUAAUUCAGUCAAUAGGGACACCUUGCUGGCAGAAACGAAAAAAGAGUUACCCCAAAUUUACAGUUUUAUUUGGCAAUGCUACAGACAUCCAUCUAAAUUACUAUAUCAGGACAACCUUCUGGAAUCUUCUGUUGGCUGUCAGCAGGGUGACCCACUCGGGCCUGUGAUUUUCAGUUUAGCCAUAAACCCAAUAAUUCGGCAGCUAAAUUCGGAAUUCAACGUUUGGUACCUUGAUGACG
Molecule: messenger RNA, 1552 nt
Organism: Helicoverpa zea (corn earworm)
Lineage: Eukaryota; Metazoa; Arthropoda; Insecta; Lepidoptera; Noctuidae
Exons: 2
Coding region: 105-710 (201 amino acids)
Biological process (GO): regulation of transcription by RNA polymerase II
Cellular component (GO): nucleus; transcription regulator complex
Source: RefSeq, a predicted model, not a curated record